AUGACUACUGCCCGAUAUAGAAGUGUCAAUAAGUCAGAGAUCAGCGUGUCUUAUUACGGAGUGUCAGACAGUGUCGGUUCCGGCAGAUUACUGGCUGGAUCAUCGGCAAGAAGUGGAUCUCUUCGUCAUUCAUCAAGAUCUUCAUUUUCACAAAGAGGGAACCAUUCAAACCGACGGGUCCCUGUAAUAACUUCAGCAGAACUGCGCGCCAUCUAUCGGGCGCGGGAAAUCAGACGACAACGGAAGCUACUAGAGCAACAGAGGCAGCAUGCCCAGUUGUCCCGAAUACAAAGCAACAGUGCAUCCCAUCAAAAUCUGUUAUCCCAGAUUUUAACACCAAAGCAACCACAACAACCACAGUCACAACAAGUGGUUGUCUCAAACGAUCUACUGCGUAACUUGCUGAUGGCGGCCAUCAUAGGGAAAGAUUUAAAUACCGCCACAAGUGGAGGACAGCCACAGGUGUCACAGCAACCUGCAAAACCAACCGGAAGUAAACCUACUGUCAAAAACACGCAAAAUACAAAUAAUAAUAACAAUCCUGUUGUCAUAGAAACAAACGGAAGUAUUCAGCUCUCAGAGGUGAAAAAGGCAAACGGACAGACACAUAUUGUAAUUGACGCCUCUAGCAUGGGAAUCGGUGGUCCACUGCCCGCAACCUUAAAACCUGGAGAAGACCCCCCAGAACCGGAGAUAAAGCAUCCGUUUGGCCACCGGAAGUGACAUCACUGAGCUAGUCUUCGUGUAAUUCUCACAGUCUGCACAUUCUCAGGAAUAGCAACAUAAAUUAUGAAGGCGUCGCGUCUUUGGUCAGGGCGAUGACUUGCGAUUGGAUGCACUCGUGGACAGUUAACUCUACAAUGCUAUAUAAGUGUCCCAACUGUGGGCCAUUUGUUUUUAAACGUUUGUUAUUUCUUUACAGAGGGACAAAAUCGAUCUUUGGGUUUUUCUUCUCACAGUUAUCAACAUAAAAGAUCUUGUUGGUUUUAAGAACUGAAUAUGGAUUUAUUUAAACUGAUUCCAAAAUAUGUUGGAUUUUUUUCAAUG
Ostrea edulis (European flat oyster) is the source of this 1047-nucleotide messenger RNA. RefSeq lists its product as uncharacterized. The transcript has 3 exons. The record is from RefSeq and is a predicted model, not a curated record. Lineage: Eukaryota; Metazoa; Mollusca; Bivalvia; Ostreida; Ostreidae. The coding region runs from base 1 to 723 and encodes 240 amino acids.